AUGGCCUCUCGAAAUCCGAUGGAUAACAUGAAAUCCACAUGGCGGACAUGGGACCGCGACCAAUGGAAACUACCCCAUAAAAUCCUCGAGCACGCCAACGUAUACCACAUUGAGCUCAACAGGGAUGUCCCAAUCCAUUCGAAGGAAGAUAAAAUACCAUACGUAUCCGACUGGUCUUUAAACCGCUGGGUGCUUGUCAAUGCAGGAGUUCCACUCGUGGCCCACCAGCUUUUUACCUACUGCACCGGAUACAACUUCCACCCGAUCAUCGCCUUGUUCUACUACUACUAUGCCUCGAGACUGUUCACAACACGCGAGCUGCGGAGUCUCCGAGAGCUUGGCCAUAUCUAUGGAUUCCUGGACGGCGACAAACACGAGCGAGAUGGUGUGCCCGAUGUGGGCGUUUCAAAAGCUCUGAUCUCGGUCCUGCUGGCCGGGUUUGUGCGUCCACUGAUGACAGUGUGGCUCACGUAUGAUGCAGACAAAGCACCCGCCUCACUCAGUUGGGCUUGGCUGCCUGUUGAGGCUAGUCUUUACGGCAUAAUCCUUGAUUUCUGGUUCUAUUGGUACCACCGUGUCAUGCAUGAUGUAAACGGUCUCUGGAAAUUCCACCGCACCCACCAUCUUACGAAACACCCGAACCCGCUGCUCACAAUCUACGCGGACUCGGUGCAGGAAUUCUUCGAUAUUGCCGGUAUCCCAUUAAUGACAUGGUUCACGAUGAAGCUCAUGGGCAUGCCGAUGGGGUACUAUGAAUGGCACGUUUGUCAGAUGUACGUUAUAUUUGCAGAGCUGGCUGGGCAUAGCGGUCUCCGUCUUCACGCCUCGCCACCUAACCCUUUGACAUGGUUGAUGCGGAUGUUUGAUGCUGAGUUGGUGAUUGAAGACCAUGAUUUACAUCAUCGUCGAGGAUGGAAGAAGAGCCAUAAUUAUGGCAAGCAAACACGAGUCUGGGAUCGGGUUUUCGGAACCUGCAUUCCUCGUAUCGAGAGUAUGGAGGCAAAUAUUGAUUAUGAUAGUCCUAUUUCCAUGUCAAUUUUGUGA
Molecule: messenger RNA, 1044 nt
Organism: Penicillium robsamsonii
Lineage: Eukaryota; Fungi; Ascomycota; Eurotiomycetes; Eurotiales; Aspergillaceae
Product: sterol desaturase family protein
Exons: 1
Coding region: 1-1044 (347 amino acids)
Biological process (GO): ergosterol biosynthetic process
Molecular function (GO): C-4 methylsterol oxidase activity; iron ion binding
Source: RefSeq, a predicted model, not a curated record